CCCCGCUCCCUCACGUCCGUCCCCGUGGCCCGGUGCCCCGCAGCCGCCCACCCAGGGCCCAAGCUAGAUCUCCUUUAGAGUCCGAGGUCCAUCUUCGGAUCCCACUCCCGGGGAUGGGCUGUUGCGGGCUCCAGCGGAGAAAGGGACUCUUUGGGAAGAAAAGCGGAGGCAGACGAUGAAGGGCAGGCGAUCUCAAGUCGGGGAUUUUCGCGCGCUUUGUCGCGGGGGGUUGUGGGUAGCUCGCCGGGAGGGAAAAGAAAACCCCGAAGCCGGUCGCGCCGCCCGUCGGGCCGGAGGGGAUGUUCGAGGACGAACCCCACGCCGAGGGGGCGGCGGCGGUCGCCGCGGCCAGGGAGGCGCUGCAGGCGCUGUGCCAGGAGCUGAACCUGGACGAGGGGAGCGCGUCCGAAGCCCUGGAUGACUUCACCGCCAUCCGCGGCAACUACAGCCUAGAGGGAGAAGUUAUACAUUGGCUGGCAUGCUCUUUAUAUGUCGCUUGCCGCAAGAGCAUCAUUCCUACAGUGGGGAAGGGUGUCAUGGAAGGAAACUGUGUCUCACUCACCAGGAUACUACGGUCAGCUAAGUUAAGCUUAAUACAGUUUUUUAGUAAAAUGAAGAAGUGGAUGGAUAUGUCAAACCUACCACAAGAAUUUCGUGAGCGGAUAGAAAGGCUAGAAAGAAAUUUUGAAGUAUCUACUGUAAUUUUUAAAAAAUUUGAGCCCAUCUUUUUAGAUAUCUUUCAAAAUCCAUAUGAAGAGCUACCAAAGUUGCCACGGAGCAGAAAGCAGAGGAGGAUUCCCUGCAGUGUUAAGGAUCUAUUUAAUUUCUGCUGGACACUCUUUGUUUACACCAAGGGUAAUUUUCGUAUGAUUGGUGAUGAUUUAGUAAACUCAUAUCAUUUACUUCUGUGCUGCUUGGACCUGAUUUUUGCCAAUGCUAUAAUGUGCCCAAAUAGACGAGACUUGUUAAAUCCAUCAUUUAAAGGUUUACCAUCUGAUUUCCACGCUCCGGACUUCAGAGCUGCAGAAGAACCUCCCUGUAUCAUCGCUGUACUUUGUGACCUGCAUGAUGGACUUCUGGUAGAAGCAAAAGGGAUAAAGGAGCAUUACUUUAAGCCAUAUAUUUCAAAACUCUUUGAUAAGAAGAUUUUAAAAGGUGAAUGUCUCUUGGAUCUUUCUAGUUUUACUGAUAAUAGCAAGGCAGUGAACAAGGAGUAUGAAGAGUUUGUUCUAACUGUUGGGGACUUUGAUGAGAGGAUCUUUUUGGGAGCAGAUGCAGAGGAGGAGAUUGGAACACCUCGAAAGUUCACUGCUGACACCCCAUUUGGGAAACUGACAUCACAGGCCAGUGUGGAAUGCAACCUUCAACAACACUUUGAAAAAAAUCGGUCAUUUGCACCUUCUACCCCACUUACUGGACGGCGGUAUUUACAAGAAAAAGAGGCAGUCACCACGCCUGUUGCUUCAGCUACUCAAAGUGUAAGCCGAUUACAGAGUAUUGUAGCUGGAUUAAAAAAUGCACCAAGUGAGCAACUUCUGAAUAUUUUUGAAUCUUGUAUGCGGAAUCCUAUGGGAAACAUUAUAAAAAUUGUGAAAGGAAUAGGGGAGACUUUCUGUCAACACUAUACCCAGUCCACAGAUAAACAGCCAGGAUCUCACAUAGACUUUGCUGUAAACAGACUAAAACUAGCAGAAAUUUUGUAUUAUAAAAUACUGGAGACUAUAAUGGUCCAGGAAACACGACGACUCCAUGGAAUGGACAUGUCAGUUCUUUUAGAGCAAGAUAUAUUUCAUAGAUCCUUGAUGGCUUGUUGUUUGGAAAUUGUGCUCUUUGCAUAUAGCUCACCCCGUACUUUCCCUUGGAUUAUUGAAGUUCUUGAUUUGCAGCCAUUUUAUUUUUAUAAGGUGAUUGAGGUGGUGAUCCGCUCAGAGGAGGGCCUCUCCAGAGACAUGGUGAAACACCUGAACAGCAUUGAAGAGCAGAUUUUGGAGAGUUUAGCUUGGACUAGUAAUUCUGCACUGUGGGAAGCUCUCCAUGCUGCUGCAAACAAAGUCCCUUCCUGUGAAGAAGUUAUAUUCCCAAAUAACUUUGAAAUAGGAAAUGGAGGAAAUGUGCAAGGCCAUCUUCCCAUGAUGCCAAUGUCUCCAAUAAUACAUCCACGAGUCAAGGAAGUUCGCACUGAUAGUGGGAGCCUUCGGAAGGAUAUGCAGCCAUUGUCUCCGAUUUCUGUCCAUGAGCGCUACAGCUCCCCCGCUGCAGGAAGCGCUAAGAGGAGACUAUUUGGAGAUGACCCACCAAAGGAGACACUGAUGGAUAAGAUUAUGGCAGAGGGAACAAAGCUCAAAAUUGCUCCUUCGAGUGUCACUGCUGAAAGCUUAUCAAUUUUACCAAAGGAGACACUGAUGGAUAAGAUUAUGGCAGAAGGAACAAAGCUCAAAAUUGCUCCUUCGAGUGUCACUGCUGAAAGCUUAUCAAUUUCCCCUGGGCAAGCUCUUCUGACAAUGGCUACAACCACAGUCACAGGGAUGACAGGACGAAAAGUUACAGUUCCUUUGCAUGGUAUUGCCAAUGAUGCUGGAGAAAUCACACUGGUUCCUAUUUCCAUGAACACAACUCAGGAGUCCACAGCUGAGAGCCCUGUAUCACUGACUACCCAAUCACUAAUUGGUGCUUCUCCAAAGCAGACCCAUCUGGCUAAAGCACAAGAUACUCAUCUGACUGGAAUAGGCAAACCAAAGCGGACUGGGUCCUUAGCAUUGUUUUAUAGAAAGGUCUAUCAUUUGGCAAGUGUGCGCUUACGUGAUUUAUGUUUAAAACUUGAUGUUUCAAAUGAGUUACGAAGGAAGAUCUGGACAUGUUUUGAAUUCACUUUAGUUCACUGCCCUGAUUUAAUGAAAGAUAGGCAUUUGGAUCAGCUCCUUCUGUGUGCCUUUUACAUCAUGGCAAAAGUAACAAAAGAAGAAAGAACUUUUCAAGAAAUAAUGAAAAGUUAUAGGAAUCAACCCCAAGCUAAUAGUCAUGUAUACAGGAGUGUUCUCUUAAAAAGUAUUCCAGGAGAAGUUGUGGCGUACAAUGGUGAUUAUGAAAUGACUGAUGGUGACAUAGAAGAUGCCACAAAAACUCCCAACUGUUCCAGUGAACCAGUGAAAGAGGAAAGAGGUGAUCUUAUCAAAUUCUACAAUACAAUAUAUGUAGGAAGAGUGAAGUCAUUCGCAUUGAAGUAUGAUUUGUCCAAUCAGGAUCAUAUAAUGGAUGCUCCACCCCUCUCUCCUUUCCCACAUAUUAAGCAGCAGCCGGGCUCCCCACGCCGAAUUUCCCAGCAGCAUUCCAUUUAUGUUUCUCCACACAAGAAUGGAUCAGGCCUCACCCCCAGGAGCGCACUGCUGUACAAGUUCAAUGGCAGCCCAUCUAAGAGUUUGAAAGAUAUCAACAACAUGAUACGGCAAGGUGAGCAGAAAACCACGAAGCGUGUGCUAGCCAUCGGUGGAGAUGCAGAGUCUCCUGCCAAGCGGCUCUGCCAAGAGAAUGAUGAUGUUUUACUUAAACGGCUGCAAGAUGUUGUCAGUGAAAGAGCAAAUCAUUAAUGUUACCUUUCGUCUGAUCAAAGCACUUUUAGAUUGUUCUGGAGAAAAUUGGGGGCUCCAUCCUUCACAUUUUUAUCACUGGGUUAUACAAAAACUUGCACCAAAAGUAAGCUUUUUAAAAGCAUUUAUUCACCCUGUAUAUUUGACAGACAUAUUUUGAGGUAGAUUAGAAAAGAAUGUUUUAAGUGCCUUCAUAAAUAGUAAUAUUUUUUUCUUUUUUCUUUUUUUUUUAGCGUUUGUUCCUAGGGUUUCUUUUUAGGUUGAACUAAGGAACUUCUUAAGCUGUCUUUUCAAAAUAAUCAAAUGUCUCCUGUGCUUUUUAAUAUUCAGUCAGUGAGUCUCUGAGAUACUUGUCCUGUCUGCUUGUGUUGAAGGUAGGGUUAGCUCCCACAGUAGGAGAGCUCACUGAUGGACCAGGCUGCCUUGGGCCUGCUAGUGCAACUGCCCCUUGGUUACCUGCAGUGUGUGGGACUGUCUGUGCCCGUCUUCUUCCUCUCAUUGAGUACAAGCAGCUUUGUACUUUUUAGCUUGAUGCCAAAACCCUGUAAAAGGGACACUCAUUUUUAAAACUACCAUUUUUGUGAUAUUACCUUAAUUAUUUUAUGUGAUUGUAUUCAGUCAUGUAGUUCUCAAAAUAAGAAACUGUUUCUUAAUCUAGGAGAAUAAAAUUCAGAUAAAUGAGAAAUUAAAUUUCCUAAGUAAAGUAGCAUUAUGAUAAUAUCAUUCAUUAAUUCAUUUGUGUUGGGCACAGUGGGUCAUGCCUAUAAUUCCAGUACGGAAGAUUGCUGGGAAUGUCAGGCCAGCAUGGCUACAUAGCAAUUAUUCAAUCUCAUUGUUCAUUUAAUUUCCUGAAAAUAUUUGAAGCUUUCACAUUAAAAUCACUUCAUUCCUUGUAAGCAAAAUGUUUCCACUUAAGAGCUGCUUUUCCUUUCUGUUUUGUAUCACCCUUUGUUUCGGUAAUUAGGUUUCUCCUGAGUUCCUCUGGGGGAACUCCUGGAUCCCCUUGAGAAUCUUUCCUCCCUGGAGGUUUAGCUUCUAAUGAAUCAGGUCGUUAUGUUCACCUUUUCUCCUUUGUGUUUAUCAUCGGAAAGGAUGUGAAUAAGCCGUUUAAAUUAAUUGUUAGAUGAUGUAUCAGUAUGAAUAUUUUUAGCUGCAAACCUUAUUUUUUAAAAUAUAAAGUGUUGGCUUGGCAGUCUAGCUCAGCAUGUCUAACAUAUCCAAUGCUAGCUAAUUUGAAUUAGUCUAAGAUUUGGCUGCCAAUUAAUGAUUAAUGGUAACCAAAGUUUUAUUUUUAAAUUUUAAAAAGAGGUUUGGGUUAUGUUUGCUUCUCUGAAAAUUGUAUUCUUGUGUUUUGUGUAGUAUCUACACAUGUGUAAUAAGCCAAAUAAUAGUCUGUCUUGAGUCCUUGUACAUAUUUCUGUGUAGCUAUAACUACUGUAUCACUUUCAUUAUUAAUGUACAAAAUAUAAAUGUAGAUCUAUUCAGUGACUAUGUUAAAAAACUUAAGACAUGAAUUUGCCAAUUUUCAGGGCUUUGUAUUAAUGUAUAUAAAUAGUUAAUAAAAAUUAGAAUUUUAAAAACUUAAA
Mastomys coucha (southern multimammate mouse) is the source of this 5170-nucleotide messenger RNA. RefSeq names its product RB transcriptional corepressor like 1 (gene Rbl1). The transcript is spliced from 22 exons. Gene Ontology annotation, cellular component: chromatin; transcription regulator complex; nucleus. Gene Ontology annotation, biological process: cell differentiation; negative regulation of G1/S transition of mitotic cell cycle; regulation of transcription by RNA polymerase II. The record is from RefSeq and is a predicted model, not a curated record. Lineage: Eukaryota; Metazoa; Chordata; Mammalia; Rodentia; Muridae. Gene Ontology annotation, molecular function: RNA polymerase II transcription regulatory region sequence-specific DNA binding. Bases 300 to 3584 code for a protein of 1094 amino acids.